Messenger RNA from Durusdinium trenchii, 3057 nucleotides. The record is from the annotation of a GenBank genome assembly. NCBI's taxonomy places the organism in Eukaryota, Dinophyceae, Suessiales, Symbiodiniaceae.
AUGUCAGAGACCCAGGACAGCCAGCUGAACCAGCUCGCCGACAUCGUCUCGGAGCUCAUGAAGCGGAUGGACGAACAAGAAGUGAGGAACAAGACGGUCCAAACUCAGAACAACUUGGAGGUGGCCGCCAUGAAACGCCGCAUGGAGGAUUUGCAGCAACAUGCCAUCAAAGAUGCCAAGACACUUCGUGAGGAGAUGGACCACGUGGUGGACAGCUUGGGCAAUUUGACCGAAGACGUCGCCCGGCGUGUCACCAAAGCGGUGCAACACUACGAGGAACGCUUCACCGCAGACCUCGAGAAGCUUCGUGAACAUUUGGACAAAAGCAUCAACACGCAAUCUUCUGUCCUCUCACAGAAGAUCGAAGCUGCCCUCAGUGCCAGUGACCGCCAUGGCCAUGAAGAACGUGAAGGUGAAUCGGAGGAUGGGGCGAACACCGCCUCCACCGCCAAAGUGGGAUCCAUGCGGAACGACUCGGCGAUGCGCCGUCUUGAGUCGGUGGCCCACAUGCUCCGUGCCGAGGCCUUGGCUCAGGCCCAGGCCUUUGAGGCGAAGUUGGCCUCGGUGGAGGCGGGCCACGCCGCUGAUGCCAAGCGGCUGCAGGGGAUGUUGCACUCUUCCUAUGCUCAGCUGCAGGGCUUGCAGCGCUCCAUCAGCGCGAUGGAAUGCGGUGUUCCAAGUGCAAAUCAGCUCAAUCAAAGCCCGAGGGGCAAGAUCCCCCAGGUGAUGCCCCAGAAGCCGAAUCGGGCUGAACCGAAAGUCGAUAGUGAGCCCAACUUCCGUGAGGAGUUGACCAACAAGCUGCGAAGCAUCCAGACCUCGGUCACUGGUGUGCUGACCAUCUUGGAUCCCACGCCCAACCCACGAGGAUCGCGGUGUGGAAGAGGGAACCAAAAGACUAGGACAAUCUCCGAAGCGUCCAUCGAAGAGUCCCGUGCAGCUUCCCUUGAACCCGGCUGGAACUUUGGAAACCCAGAUCAGGAAUUGGAGGCUACACCCUUCAGUAUGUUGCUUCGGUCAAUGAUGCCGGUACCAGAGCAAUACUCGACGUUGGGCCGGCAUCCAGGUGUGAAGAUAAAGACCUUUCGCAAAGUAACUCUGAGCGGCUUCAAGAACCAAGCGCUGAAUGGAGACUACAUCGAACGCAGUGGGAAGGAGUUUACCAUGUUUGAUCGCGAGACCUACUGGUCUAAAGACUGUUCCAGCAUCUUGUAUUUCCACAAGCCCUCACUCUGUUGGACCCUUGCUCCAGCUGGCGUGUGGGCUGAGUGGAAAGCUGGCUUCUUUGAGGACUUGAUAUGGGCCCAUGCCGAGCCCGAAGCACGCAUUAAGUCUGUCGCAGGAUGGCAUGAAGUGGUGCAACCUUGGACGGAAGCUGUGUUCAACAUGGCAGAAGGGGAACUUGUGUCCAACCAGCGCGUAAGUGUCAAAGCGGGCAAAGAGGAGGUCAAUGUCCACGAGCAGGUCGAGUCUUUGCUUUCCACCAUCCCUAAUGCAGGUGCUGUCUUGAGCCUUGCCAAAUCUAGUCCAAAGAGUUGGUUCCUGCAGAUUUGCCAAGUGUUGGAUGAGCUUCCGCUUGUGAAGCAUAGCUCGUUGUCGGCCCUAUCACGAAGCAGGGAUGCACUGGAUCAGGAGUUUUGGCGGCAAUGGUCAAGCAUUCUCACGGCAGUUGAGAAAAAGAAGCGUGAUGGUGUCAGGCGGGCCCAGAUCCUCCUGCGAUUGGAGGAACAAAGCCGUGCUGCGGCUGAGGAACUGAUCGCAGAGGAGGAGAGAGAGAAGAAAGGGCAAACUCGGUCCAAAAAGAGGCAAGCCAAGGCUCAGCCAUCUUCGAUUUCAGGUGCUGUGAACUUGCCAGAGAAGAUUGAAGAUAGCGAGGAAGAGCAAGGUGAUGCGGAGCCUAAGGGCGAGGUGACGGAUGGGGUGUUUGGUUUGGCUAUAGAUGUUUCAGAUCCGGUCUUGAAACUUCGGCACAGCUUUCCGAUGUUCGAUGAUGAUCUCCUGAGCACGCACCUCAUGGAUGCUGCCUAUGACUUGGAGAAGGCCGUAGUAUCCCUUUCAAAGCUCGAAGCAGAACCUGCAGAAGUCCUAGAGCCUGUUGAGAUUCCAUGUUCUCAGACCCGCGUCCGAACUGCAGCUCCUCAAAGGCUGAUGGCCAAUGUCCUUGCAAGGACAGACCAUUCGCAUUUGCCGCUCUACUGCUUCAUCGCAGUCAUUGCGAAGUCAGAGCAGCAGACACAUCGGCCAGGGCAGAUUGUGAGGCCAAUUCCCGAAGAUCGAUUCCGCCUCUUAGGCGAUGAGAAAGGGCACUUUUGGCUGAAGAAGCGAAGGGUGCCAGAGGUUGGGGAUAUUGUAGAGGUUUGCUUCUUUGAAGAAGACACCUACGACUACCUCGCAACGGCCCACGGACGGUAUCCGCACCAGAAUGAAGACCUUCUUUGCACCACUUUGAAACUUCAUUGUCGCCGUUGUGACCUUGGAAAAAACGCUUUGGCAAAUGAUGCACUGCUUUCAAUGGCCGUGGAGAAUGUUGAGUUGAAAUGGCCCUGGAAAAGAGCUCUUGGGAGGUUUGAUUCCGUGGAACCGGGCAAGAAAAUAUGGUACGUCCGCCCGCGAAAGGAUUUACCGUCAGUGGUGAUUGUGAGAAUCAGGCGCCCUGAGACGGUAAAUUUCAAGUAUCGCUGUGCUUCUAGCAAGAAGAUCAGUGUGGAUUUCUCAGCCGGAAGACGUCUCACUGACAUUGCUGUGACAGCAGCUGGUUUCGAUGCUCCACCUUUAGAGCUGAACCGUAGGUUUGCGAGCGAAGAGAGAGAACAACUCUUUAUUAUGGGACUUGCACGGGCAGAGCGCCGAGGUCCUGAAGGAUAUAACCGCCUAGAGGAGUGCCCCGAAGGGUUGGUGCGACAGCUGAAUGUGGAGAAACUGGAGGAAUACUGUCAAAUCUUAGUUAUUGGAGUCUUGCCUUGUCCAGAUUUGCACUUGAAACUCCAGCGGCUGUUUCAGAAGACAGCAAUGUCUCAAGCCAGAAAUGGAGGUGCAAGGGCAGAGAGACGGGUUUGA